CCCGCUCGAUAGUAAACUCAAUUGUGUGUGCGCAUUAUCAUCCUGUCUGCUCCAGUCUCUGCAUCCCUCCCUCUCUUUCUCUCUCCUCCAUCCGCACAAAGCUCUCGUCUCCUGCUUGUCAUCAUCUCCAGCCCUCAUCGCGACCUUCAGGCUCUGUGUUUGACUGGUGUCUGGUUGUGUUUAGGUUCCGUGGAUGCGCUUCUCCUCCUCCUCCUGCUUCCUGCUGCUGUGGAGCAAAACGGAUACCUGUGCUGCAUUGACAUCACCGCAGAGUGUUUGGGUGAACGCACGCACGUACAUUUGGGUGUAUGCAGCCUGUGACGGCGACUAUGGCGAAAACUGUCACAUCACCUAACACAAUAACAGGUGAAAAAAUGGCACCACCAUCCAUCACUCUACUUCCAGAGAAGAAAUCUCCGACUAACGGUCACAGCUCUCCUGCCCGAAAACUCACUCCAUCUAAUGCAGAGAAGAAGCCACACGUUAAUGGGCACGCCUCUCCUUCACACAUCACCAACAACCACGCAGGAAAACAGAUCGUGGAGGGUUAUAUGAAGACUGAUGACAGGAUGCGAUUAGCAAAAGAGAGACGUGAGGAGAGGGAGAGAAGCCUGGCGGCCAGGGAGCAGCUGAUCAGGGAGAAGGAGCGCAGAGCUCGGCUGCAGUACGAGCGCACAGUGGAAGAGCGCUGGAGGCGUCUGGAAGAGCAGAGGCAGAAAGAGGAGCUCCGCAGAGCUGCAGUGGAGGAGAAGAGAAGGCAGCAGCUUGAGGAGGAGAGGGAGCGUCUCGAGGCGCUGAUGAAACGCUCUCUGGAGCGGAGCCUUCAGCUGGAGCAGAGGAACAAACGGUGGAGCAGAGGCUGCCCUCCAGGAGCAGGUGACAGUGAGAAUUUCCCACUCCCUUUCUCUGCUGCCUCCGCCUUUUCCCAUGGCAUUGCCUCCCCCCUUCCUGCUGUCAGCGAAUCUGCGCCCUGCAGCCCUCACAGGUCACCUUUCUGCAGCUCGCUGAGUCCUGCAGACCACAACAGAGCUGGACUUCAUGGAGGCUCUCAGUCCACUCCCAAUACCCCCAAGAAAGAGCGUAUCCGCAGGGAAAGAAGAACUGCAUCCCCAGGAUGUGGAUCACCUGUGAGGAGGUCUGAAUCUCCUGCGAGUGUCACCAAGUACUUGGGAUCCCCGACUACCUCUAAACUGGCAAAUAGGAUGCGUGCCCAGUCUCCCUGCAAUGCUCGUCAAUACCAUUACUCUCCUACAAGACAUCGUCCGAACCUGUCAACUGAUGACAGAAAAGCAGAAGACAAGAAGAUGGAAAAACACAGCGAACAACCCAAAGCUGAGACUGCAGUGAAGAAAAAUACUGAUAUUAACAGAACAAAUCCGUUGGCUCAAGGUGAGAAGACUGCGGCCAACGACGUCAGAUCAUCCAAGGGAGAAACUUUGGACAAGCGACUAAAAGUUGACUCAUUUGAAAAAAGUCAGUCACCUGACAGGAAGGAUAACAUGCCUCCAAAAGGGGAGCCAUCAGAGAAGAUACAAAGCAGCACUCAGGAUGGAGACAAGAAAAAAGAAUCUGCAACAGGAACAUCUGCAGGAAAGAUGGCAGCCGGCACGACGAACGCAGAGGAAGCUACCAGGCUCCUGGCAGAGCGAAGGCGCCAAGCUCGAGCUCAGAAGGAAUUGGAGGAGAAAAAACGGGAACAAGAGGAAGAGGAAAGACUCAGGGAAGAGCAGCUGAAGAAGCAACUCGCACAAGAGCAGCACACAAAGGAGGCAAAGACUCAACAAGUAAAGGAACAAGGGAAAAUGCAGGAAGCUCCUCAGGGAUUGAAACCAGAAGAGAAUCAUAAGAAGGUGGAGCAGGAAGUGAAAAUACAGGCACUGAAUGACACAGAGAAAGAAAAAUCAAAAGUCCAGGCACAUGAAGAUGCCGAGCGUCAGAGGCAAGACAGAGAAUUGCUGACACAACAAGAAGAGGAGGAAAGGCAGCUGAGAAAAAAGAGAAUUGAGGAGAUAAUGAAGAGAACUAGGAAGGCUGAGGCUGACCUGAAGGAGGAGCAGGUGGAGACGAAGCCACCAGGUGAAGUAAAGACUGAUCAAAAUACUGCUCAGGUGAAUGAGCAAGCAAUCAAAAAGGUUGAUUUCCAGGUUAAAGAGUCUGUCAAAAUCCAGGAUAGCACCAAGGAUGCCCCAGUGAAGAAAGAAGCAGCAUUGGUAGCAGCACAGACGGACAAACAGAGGAGUGUGCCAGUCAAAAGCAACACUCAGCAAGUGACAACAACGCAAAAUGUUCCUGACAAGAAACCUGAUGCCAAACAGGCGCAUGAGGUCAGCCAACACGACCGAGACAGCAAAGCCUGUGUCACCAAGCAGCAGGGAAAAGAGGUUCAAAUGAAUGCAAACAUGCAGCAGAAGGCGAUUAUGAAAGCCACAGACCAAAUAAAUAAUGAGCGGAAAAAGCCAACAACAGUCAACCAAAAGGAGGGAGGUAUGAUGAACGGAGCAGUGAAGGGGGAAGGAAGUGCCUUGAUGAAAAGCCAUGUCUCUGUUGAGGUGACCAAACAGCAAAGCCUGCAUGUGGUGACAGCUGAGGGGAAAGCUAAAGCAGGGUCCAAGACGGAGGUUAUUAAACCCCCUGUGACACCUCUGCCCGUGGGACAUCUCUCCCCACCAAUCAUCAAGCUGGAGUCAUUAGAUGUGAAGGGGACGGGGUCUUGUGAUGAGGUGCAGUCAAUGGAGGUCAGCCCAGCUUCAAAAGAGGAGCUCAUCUCUAUCCCAGAGUUCUCACCAGUCAAUGAAAUCCAUCAUGGCAGCGUGAGCAACACUCGAGCCCUUGAGGAUCUGAUCGACCUGACAGGUGGUGUCACCUAUCCCAAACUGUCCUCUGAUGCCAACAUAGGUGACUGCAACAAGAACCUGAUUGAGGGUGUCGUUAGUCCCAUGUCAGACUCUAAGCUCAUUGGCUCUAUGGCUCCUCCAUCCUCAAAUAAACUUAGCAUCCAGUAGUCCAAUAAUCCUUCAGGUUCUUUUUCUCUGGCUUUCCUUUCUCUCUCUUCCCUCUCUCUGCCACACACACAAAAAACAUUUUUGUGUUGGCCCAUGCGUCACUUUAUGAAUGGGAAUAGAGCCAUAGAGAUUGAUCUAAAAAGACUAAAACAUCUUGCGGUAGAUUCAAAAUAUCUCUUGUAUCGCAACGUCAUAGCAAUUGACAGCUGAAAUUAUGUGUUGAUGAUUCUGAUAAAUCUACGAUUGUUAGGAUAAAUGUGUGCGUGCGAGAUGAGGAAUUGUGUAAGACGGUCUGGAAAUAAAAGUGUGUAUGCAUAUGUGAGAUAAUCACAAAAAGACAAAUAUCAGGGUUUUGAAUAUUACAAAAAUGUAGCAAACACAGUACUGCUUACAUAAGAAUUUCUUACUUUCCCUGCACAGAUUCCUAACUGGUUACCCGAUAUGUCCCAGAAAAAGAUCAAAAAAGCCUGCUCAGGGCAUUGAUAACUGCUUGCAUCUGCAUUUCCAAAUGUUCCCUAAAGCCUUUAAAGCUAAGUCAGUGAUUUACUGAAAAAGGCAUGGAUUUAUUAUUUCUGUGAUGGCCAAACUUUAACCAUUUUUUCUUGGGAAUGUCCCUAAUGCAUGUGUUGAUGAUUGAUUUGGCUAGAAUUUGAUGGACUUAUCUGGUUAAAAUCACUGCAGGGAUCACUGCUGUCCCUUAUUUCUUACUUAACAAGCUAUCGAUCCCAUCACUGAAUUGUUAACAUUUUCAGUUCAAAGGUCAAACUUUUAUUAUUUAUUAGGCUAUAACAGGGCCUUUCUAAAUGCACGUGAUUGAGAAAACUGAUCCCGAAGCUGUCAACUUGAAUGUUCUGGCACAUUUGAAAAACAUUACAGCUUAUACUGUGUUACUAUGUGUUAGCCGCAGAUUUAACUGAAAUGCUUAAUUGAACUUCUUUGCAAAUACGAAGUAUUGCAUUACAUAAAUGUUUAUUUCACACUGUAGUUACCCAUUUUUCCAGUAGUUCUAUCAAUUACAUGAUUUCUAGUGAUGCAAAUACUGAUAGCUGAGCAACUUUAUUCCAUUUAAAAGUUUUCUGUAGAUGUGUUUUAUUUUGUUAAAGGUUUUCAAGGACAUUAAUCCAUGGACAUCCAUAGAUUCCAAUCAGUAGACAUACCACCCUAAUGAUUAAGGACUGAAAUGCACUGGGGCAGGAGUGUUUCCUUUACAAUCAAGUGCUCCCCGUAGCAACAAAGACUCUGUUACUCUGUUACCUGUGGUACUGUGUGGUCCUGUUUUGGGGUUUCUUCAUUUUAUGAGUAAUGUAGGAGAUGACUAAUAACUUAAAAUGUUCAUUUUCUGUGUUCUGUCCAAAUGUAAUUUCAGUAGAGAUGCCUUAUGAGGGACUGGAUUUAUGAGCAAAUCAUUUCAUUGUUAUCUGGCCCUGUUUGUUUGUCCUUUCUGUUAAGCCACUAGGAUUGAUGUGUUUUACCUGCAAUACUUGAACCUUGGUUUUAAAUGCAUCAUCUCCACUAUGCUGCAAACAAUUACGCCAAAAGCUUGUACAUUUCAGUAUGUCACUUGUAAAGAGACAUUUAGAGUUGUCUUCUUUGGACAGUAAAAAGCUUCCAGGAGUUUGUUCAUCAUCUGAAGUGAAGUAGCCAUAUAGAAAAAUACAGUAUUCCAAAGUUAGGAUGUGCUGUGUGUAUUCAAUAGUUUGCUGUUUCAUGUUUACUUAAAUGCUGCUUUUUUUGCUCUGAGUAGUUCAACUUCAUGCCAAUGAACAUAAAGAAAUACUACAAAAUUUAGUUUUGCUCAUACCCACAUUGCCAUACAGCCCACUUUUCUCUGAGUUAAGCAAUUACUGUAGACAUUGUGCACGGUGAGCAUGGUCAUUUUAUUCAAAAUAAUAAAAUGUAAAACUAGGAA
This is a messenger RNA of Cheilinus undulatus (humphead wrasse), 4911 nucleotides long. RefSeq names its product MAP7 domain containing 2a (gene map7d2a). Gene Ontology annotation, biological process: microtubule cytoskeleton organization. The transcript is spliced from 17 exons. Gene Ontology annotation, cellular component: microtubule cytoskeleton. The coding region runs from base 309 to 3002 and encodes 897 amino acids. Lineage: Eukaryota; Metazoa; Chordata; Actinopteri; Labriformes; Labridae. The record is from RefSeq and is a predicted model, not a curated record.